Messenger RNA from Musca vetustissima, 1235 nucleotides. RefSeq names its product sorting nexin-6 (gene Snx6). The record is from RefSeq and is a predicted model, not a curated record. The transcript has 7 exons. Gene Ontology annotation, biological process: phagosome-lysosome fusion involved in apoptotic cell clearance. The coding region runs from base 68 to 1228 and encodes 386 amino acids. Gene Ontology annotation, molecular function: phosphatidylinositol binding. Lineage: Eukaryota; Metazoa; Arthropoda; Insecta; Diptera; Muscidae.
AAAUAAUGGAAGCGGUAGUGCUGCAACAACAUCUGAAUCAUCAUCAUCGGUCAUUUCACCCUCGGCCAUGGCUGAUGAUACACUGCACGUAGAAAUCUCGGACGCAUUGAGUGAAAAGGAUAAAGUUAAAUUUACGGUUCACACACGAACCACAUUGCCGGGCUUUUCAAAGCCCGAUAAUAAUGUUGUUCGGCAACAUGAAGAAUUUGUAUGGUUGCAUGAUCGUUUCGAGGAGAAUGAAGAAUAUGCGGGUUAUAUUAUACCACCAUGUCCUCCCCGCCCUGACUUUGAUGCAUCCCGUGAAAAACUACAACGGUUGGGAGAAGGCGAAGGCAAUAUGACCAAGGAAGAGUUUAGAAAAAUGAAAACUGAAUUGGAAGCUGAAUAUUUGGCAACAUUCAAAAAAACCGUUGCAAUGCAUGAAGUAUUCCUACGACGUUUGGCUAAUCAUCCCGUUUUUCGUAAUGAUCAACAUUUAAAAGUCUUCUUGGAAUAUGAUCAAGAUUUGUGUGCUAAACCGCGCAAGAAGUCAGCAAUAUUCGGGGGUCUUGUCAAAUCAUUGGGCAAGACAACAGAUGAAAUUAUAUUGGGGGUGACCGUGCGUGAUGUAAAUGAUUUCUUUGAAAAUGAAUUACAAUUUCUUACGGAAUAUCAUAGUCAUUUGCGGGAGGCAUCAUUGCGUACGGAAAAAAUGACACAAAGACAUAAAGAUGUUGGCGAAUGUCAUCAAAAGAUAUCGAAUGCAUUGCGGCAUUUGUCGACCGCCGAAAAGGGUUCUAUGGAGGCGUUUUGUGCCAAAACGGCUGAUAUAUUUGAGAAAAUUAAGAACCUCGAAGUACGUGUGGCCAGUGAUCAAGAUCUAAAACUGGGUGAUACAUUACGUUAUUAUCAACGUGACAGUGAGGCGGCCAAAGCUUUACUAAUUCGCCGUUUACGUUGCCUAGCCGCUUAUGAAGCGACAAAUCGUAAUUUGGAAAAAGUUCGUGCUAAAAAUAAGGAUAUUCAUGCGCCUUUGGAAGUUCAAGAGGCCGAGGCAGCCCAAGCUGAAGCUUGUGAAAAAUUCGAAACAAUGUCGGCCUGUGGUAAAGAAGAAUUGGUCAGUUUUCGCAAUCGCCGUGUACAGGCAUUCAAGAAGAGCCUUAUUGAAUUAGCUGAAUUGGAAAUAAAACAUGCCAAAAAUCAAUAUGAAUAUUUACGUCAAUCUUUAUUAGCUUUAAAAGAAAUUUAAUACUUAU